Cataglyphis hispanica is the source of this 3552-nucleotide messenger RNA. It is a transcript of the gene Oatp33Eb, whose product is annotated as solute carrier organic anion transporter family member 1A5. The record is from RefSeq and is a predicted model, not a curated record. The coding region runs from base 202 to 3195 and encodes 997 amino acids. NCBI's taxonomy places the organism in Eukaryota, Metazoa, Arthropoda, Insecta, Hymenoptera, Formicidae. The transcript is spliced from 10 exons. Gene Ontology annotation, biological process: sodium-independent organic anion transport; transmembrane transport. Gene Ontology annotation, molecular function: protein binding. Gene Ontology annotation, cellular component: membrane.
AGCUCCGCAACGAGAGAGGUAAAAAGACGGAAGACAAGCCUUUCCCGAAGAAUGAAAUUUUACGCGAGAUGUUGUCAUCGUGCGAAUGUGUCUUGUGAAUGAAAUAUCAACGCGAGAUCGAUGAAUGCGAUUUUUUCAUCGACAAAAAGUAUACUAGGACGGAGCAAAUCUGAGUAAACGUGCACCAUUUCGGGAAAAAAAAUGACAGUCCGUUUUCCGGAAGUGAUAAGAAGUGGAUCGGAAGUGGAGGGUGGUUUGUCAGGACCGGCCAAUCUAAUACCCAGCCAGUCAAUCGAUUGCGGUUGCGGUCAGAUGCAAUGUCCAAAGUUGGCGAAAUUUGCUACGCGAAAACUCUUCGUGGGAUUGAUUUGCUGGAUUGGCGUGGUGCAAGCCGCAUCGUAUGCUUAUUUUCGUGUGACAGGAUCGACGAUAGCUAGAAGAUUUCUGAUUGAUCCUUAUUUAAUGGAAUGGAUUCUUGUUGUAGCAGAAUUGACGCCUUUUAUCCUUGGAUUAGUAGUAGCGUACUGGGGCGAUAGAAUACACAGAGCUUCAUGGAUAGGAGCUUUAACCCUUUUACAGAGCGUUUCGUUCUUCAUAUUGAUAAUACCUCAUUUAACACAUCGCGUUCGCGUGAUUGAAGAAACGCUUAAUGUCACUCACAUGUCAUUAUAUGCCGAUGAUAGUCCAGAAUUAUGCACUUCUGGAUUGUCCAGGAUUAUCAUAGAGGAGGAAGAACCUUGCUACUUUACUAUGGCCAUCCUGAUUUUAGUAUCGAUUGUAACUGGAGCAGCAAAUAUAUCAUAUUACGCCCUAGGAAUUUCCUAUUUGGACGAUAAUACAAAAAUGAAGCACGUGACCGCCUUCAUCGGUGUAAUUGUCGCUGUAAAAAUUAUUGGAGUAGUUUUCGGAUAUUUUCUAGGCUGGGGAUGUCUUGGGAUAGACGCGGAAAAUUUCGACAUCAUAAAAUCAUAUCAGGAUCAAAUCGGAGCAUGGUGGCUUGGAUUUCCGAUCUUAUCUAUAUUAUUGGUGAUCCCUGGUUUGUUACUCUCGUGGUUUCCCCGAAGAUUACCCUCAGUGGUUGUCGAGCAAGCUGCAGCUUCACUUUUUGAUCAGUCUGCUAUAAAUAAUCGAGCACCUCAUCGAACGAGCGCUCAGAAGGUGGGUAGCUCCGAUUUUUGGCCGUCAUUCUGCAGAUUGGUUACUAAUAAAAUUUUGAUGUGCAACAUCCUGGCGAUGAUAUUAUGUGCGAUAGCGCUAAUAAAUUUUAUGAUGCACGAGGAUAUUUUCUUGGAAUCCAGAUUUCACGUACCAAGACCGACAGGAAUGCUCCUUGGAUUUAGCGAUCCUCUGUCGUCUAGACUAAUCACCACUAUCAUGAGACCCGUUCUGAUUGGCCUAAUUGUAAUCAUCAGUGGUUUAGUCUUAGCUAAAGCGAAGCCGCGGGCAAAGUUUAUUAUUAGUUACAGUCUCAUCAUCAUAAUUUUUACAGUGGCGAUUAUCAUCGCGCUGAUCUUCGUCACCUGCGAUAAGCCGUCUAUCGUUGGUUUGGAUAAAGGCUCCAAUGGACUGUUGAAAUACUGCAACAAGAAUUGUCGUUGCUCAAAAGAUUCCGAUUUUCGACCGGUUUGCGACAGCUCAGGAAAGUUCACAUACUACAGUCCUUGUUAUGCCGGCUGCGCCACAAACAUUUAUGUUGACAACGUCAAGAUUUACAGUGGUUGUAGUUGCGUGGAGGAAAUGACAGGAUGGGGUAACGAUCAAGCGAAGGACGGUCCGUGCGAAUCAAUUAAAUGUCAGGCUGGCUGGAUGCUUUUUGAAUUUGGAACUUUGUUGGCGUAUGCGUUAGUCGCUUCCACUUUUAUAGGAGACUUAUUGAUCAAUAUAAGAUCCGUCUACAAGCAAGACAAGGCCAUCAGCAUAGGUUUUUCGAUGACAUGGAUCGCGAUUUUUGUUUACCUUCCCGGCAAGAUUCUCUACGAAUACGUUUCGCGUGAGGCCUGCCGAUACUGGGGUAAUCAAAGAGCGAUCUGCCAUUUACACGAUAGCGAAAAACUCGCCGAUUAUCUGUGCUACUUAACGAUCCUAUUCUUGUCCCUGUGUGUCUUAUUCAAGAUUAUCCUUUGGUUUCUUUGUAAGAAUUUACAGCUAUACGAAGAAGUCGAAAGUAAAGAGGAUCAAGAAAAUGUGCUGCAAGAAUUAAUCGAACAAUCAGCAAUAACUGAACAACAGGAAACAAUACAAGAAACAAGAAAUACUAAUGACACAACAAGACAGGUGGAAGUGGUUAUCGAAGCAGAAUCAAGGAUACUACCAGAAACAAGUGUGUCGGAAGAUAAUCCGUCAAAGGAGGAUGAAAAAAUGCAAAAGAACGUACCACUGAAAUAUGGCCCGUUGGGUCAGGGCGAUCGCCGAUCGACGGGCUCGAAUCCCUCAACAAAUCACAAUUCGCGAUCGAUGAUUCGAAAUCUCGACUUCGAGGAUGACAGCUCGAGCGACGAGAGUAAGAAAGAAUCGAGUCCGCGGGUCGCUUAUGCACCGCUGGAACUUGACUCCGACGUCGAGAGCGAUCUGAGUAGCACCGGGCCGAGAUCGAGGAAGCGUGUUCCGAGCAAAGAUUACGAUGAGAACGAUCGUUCUUCAUCCAAAAAUUCCUCUAUAAAACGCUGGUUUCCAAAUCCUGAUCACUACGAGGAUCCAUUACGAGCCAGGAGUUCUCGAUUCAAAAAGUCGAACGGUUAUCAGGAUGGCUCCUCGAAAACAGGUAGUUUCGAGUUCUCGAAGAAGGGUCAAGAGAGCAACGUGUCCAAACAGGGUGACUUCAACGAAGUUGGCAUACCGAUAGUGGAUCCAUUUCCGGAAGGAAAGGGCAACUCUGGCGACACGAUGCACUCGAAGGACGUCAAGUCGUUGAUCGAUCGAUAUGAGCAGAACGUGAGUCAGGAAACUCUGAAUGAAGAUCGGUUAUCGGUGAAGUCGGCGGAGGACGUGAGGAGUCGACCGGAGAACAAGAUGGGUAUACCGCUAGUAGCUAUGGUUCCUGGCAGGUCGUCCUCUCGAGGACGAUCCUCUUCGGGCUUCGGCAGCUUGCCGGAUGUGCAGAACAAGAAUUAUGAUCUACAUUCGGAGAGACACGCGACUCCAAGCCCAAAAAGUUCCGCUAAGGGAAGCAAACCAACGUAUCAGACCGACUUGUGAAAUAACGACGCGUGAUCACUUUAAUGCGAUGAUAACGCGUGACGCACAUGAUAGUGACGGGUGAUUCCGCGAAUAUUUAUAAACGCAUAAAUAAUCUAUUAAUAGAAUAAAGUGUUAUCAUUCUAAUUUAUAUGCAGUGAAAUAAGAGUUUCUAACGAUACGGAACAAAAGUGUGCAUAUAAUACUAUCUCUUACAUUUAAAAUAUAGAAAAUAUUCGAUUUAAUUUGAUAUUUAAAUAGGUAAAAUAUUUGUCGCGAUGUAAAAACAAUGUUCUUUUUCUUUAAUUACAAAACAUCAAUUGUAAAUUAUGAUUAUCAUAUGUAUGUAGAAUUGACAUUCUGCCAUUAACGAAUAUU